AUGAAGCCCUCUUGGUUAUUUAUAAUAUAUGUGUUAUGGCUGAAUGGUCAUCAGUGUGCACCAACAAGGCAGGAAGAAAUGAAUGUCCGGGAAAACCUGAAGCUAUUAUCUGAAGUUGGAGAGAAGUAUGUAGAUGAAGAGGUAAAGAAAGCUUUGAUUGGUAUUAAGCAGAUGAAAAUUAUGAUGGAAAGAAAUGAAGAUAAGCACGUAAAUCUGAUGAAAACCUUGAAGAAGAGCAGUGAAGAAAAACAGCAAGCCUUGCGACUUAUGGAUGAAGUAAAGGAAAGAUUAGAAGAAGAAGAAAGACAAUGUCAAGUAUCCUUGAAAAAUUUAUGGGAUGAAUGCGAAUCUUGUUUAGAAAGUACCUGCAUGAGAUUUUAUACAACUUGCAAACAUGAUUUGUCAACAUUUAGAAGAAAGGUUGAAGAUUUUCUGAGGAAAAUACCUCCGCUCAUUUUUACUUUUCAUGAGGAUCAAGGAAGAGACCUCCAGUUUAACGAAAAGCCUGAGAAAGAGGAUACCCAGCUAGUAAAACUGGAAGAUUUAUUUAGCCAACUAUUAUCAGACAUGGGCUCAAUAUUUGACAGAAGUUUCAUUUUUUUCAAGCAGAUGCAAAAAGAAUUUGACCAGUCUUUUCAGACGUAUUUCAUGUCUGAUCUGGACUUGCACGAGUCCCCCAGCGUGCCAGCUUUACCCGAGGACACCACCAGAAACAAUGGCUCACAGAAAGGCUGGGGUAUACCCAGCUUUUUACAGAUAGUUUUUGAUUUCAGUAAGACGGUGUUUGAAGGUGUCAGCGAGGUGAUUACCGAAGUAUUUGAUGAAUACAGAGAUAAUAGAAGAGAUGUGCCAGAACAAGCCAAAGGCAAGUAUCCUGACAGAAGUGGCAUGUUCUCAAAAAUUGUGUCAGGGCGCCAGAGGCCUCUGUGCAGGGAGCUUCGGGAGAACUCCUCUGGAUGCCCACAGUUUCAUGAGAGAUGUCAGAAAUGUCAAGACAAUCUUUUGCAUGAUUGCCCAAACGUUCCCGAACUGCAUGUUAAGUUUGAUGAAGCCUUUAAGCUGGUUAAUCUCUCGGGGGAGCAAUAUGAGCAGAUUCUCCAGGUGGUUCAGCGUCAUACAGAAGACACUUCCUACUUGUUGAACAAAAUGAAAGAAAGAUUUGGGUGGGUGUCUGAGAUAUCCAACAUGACCAUUGGACCAGAAAACAUUUUCAAUAUAGUUAAGGUGGUACCUGGGGAUCCCUCUGGUAAAAAUGAAACCGUGGUAGAUGUGAAUAUUCUGACUUCACCUACUUUCACCAUUAAAGUUCCUCCCAACUUAGACCCAAAGAGUGCUGAAUUCAUUGAAUACAUAGCUGGGAAAGCACUGCAACUAUAUAAACAGAAUUUUUAA
Grus americana (Whooping crane) is the source of this 1392-nucleotide messenger RNA. RefSeq names its product clusterin like 1 (gene CLUL1). The record is from RefSeq and is a predicted model, not a curated record. Bases 1 to 1392 code for a protein of 463 amino acids. The transcript has 7 exons. NCBI's taxonomy places the organism in Eukaryota, Metazoa, Chordata, Aves, Gruiformes, Gruidae.